Schistocerca gregaria is the source of this 1498-nucleotide messenger RNA. RefSeq lists its product as uncharacterized. Lineage: Eukaryota; Metazoa; Arthropoda; Insecta; Orthoptera; Acrididae. Bases 18 to 1334 code for a protein of 438 amino acids. The transcript has 3 exons. The record is from RefSeq and is a predicted model, not a curated record.
AGCAAAGCAUACGACCGAUGGUAUGUUUUGCUGGUUUCAUCACUAGACGCAGAUGCGCGUUAGUUGAUUCAAAACUAGGUCUGCCAAAGUGGAGGAUUUGCUGGUACAGGAACGAGAGAAGAAGGCCGAGAGCAAGGAACUACCACGUACAGUCUCAAGUUGAAUCAUGGAGAUCGCUCAUGAGGCCGGAUCUCAUAGGUACAGAGCCUUGGUUAAAGAAGAAAUUAGAGAGAGGAAGUGAAAAAUAUAAUGAUUUGUUGACAAAAAACACGUAUUGGUGGAGAGAAGCCAAUACAGACAAGUUUGGGAAGCUGAUUGAAAAUAUGUUGGAUAAUGGAGAUGGAAUUCGUUAUGGGAUUUUUCAUAAAUUUUUGGUAAAAGCAGAUAAACCGGAGCAUUUAAGGGUCAUACUUAAGUGCCUGACAUGGUUGCAGGCAAGGUGGGAUAAGGACAUAACGAGCGAAGUGGCGGUACCAUUGAGUAAAGCUAUUUAUCGUACCAGGUCACCUGAUUUAGGUAUGCAAAUAUUGAAUGCACCGUGGAUAAGAUUGUGGCCAUCGAUGAAGUCCAUCAAGCCUUUGUUCUUAUUAUGCGCAGAGCUGUCCGAGAAGGAAUGCUUCAAAUAUCCGAAUACAGGACAUAUGCGAUAUCCACCAGUUGGCAAAUCAGAGCUACCAGAUGACUUUGUACCAAUCAAGAAAAGGCAAAUGAACGUCAGGGACUAUGAAGCAGCUAUUGAGGAAGAAAACGCCGAAGAUGAGUCGGAAGGAGAGAAGUGGGUUGAAAAACCGAUAAAUUUGGACCAGAGCUACUCAAAGAUUCUGCGAUAUGCAACGGAUCCCAGGUUUGGGCUGACCCUAGAUCAGGAAGUGGUCGCACUUCAGGCAGAAUACUGGGCAAAUAAAGGAGAUACGAGCCAAGUUGAAAAUUUGAUUAAAAAACUCGAAACAGCUCCAAAGCCAAAAAGACCAAUAAUAUUCAAAAAAACACAAGAUCAUCUUGUUAUAGAUCAUCUCCUUCCAACCGCCUAUCUCGCAUCGGGCAGAGCGGAAGAGUGUCUCAAUGCUGUAAAUCCAAACACAAGAACUCCCAAAACUUGGCGAGCAAAAAUCGCUGCGCAGCUCUCUCUUGGAGAUCCGCUCGCCGCCGUAGAUACGCUCAAGCAGCUCAAAAAUAUCAACAGGCUUGAGUAUGUUCAAACGCAUCUCGGACAUCUAGAAAGAUUAGAAACCGUUCAUAAUGCGUACCAAACGUUCAAGGAGGAGGGUGCGCAAAUUCAUGAAGAAAUCUGGAAUUACUUUAAGAAAUCGAGUCAAGCGCUCAAUAAUAAAUAAUUUCGAAAAUUCAUGCGUCAUCUGCUUAAACGCCUUCCUCCUUCUAUGCAAUAAGUGUCCGCCCCUCGCGCGCCGGUCCAAAAUUCCAUCAAAACAUUAAUGCUUUAUUCGAUCUAUGGAACUCGCAGUUCGCAAUUUACCUUGCCGCCCUGCAGCAGGCAACG